Helianthus annuus (common sunflower) is the source of this 1820-nucleotide messenger RNA. Its product is annotated as U11/U12 small nuclear ribonucleoprotein 59 kDa protein. Bases 259 to 1497 code for a protein of 412 amino acids. Lineage: Eukaryota; Viridiplantae; Streptophyta; Magnoliopsida; Asterales; Asteraceae. The transcript has 8 exons. The record is from RefSeq and is a predicted model, not a curated record.
GGCUGGCCCGUGUGAAAUUGAAACACGAAGGGCUUUCGGUUUCGGGUGCCAGUCGUAAACAUGGUUGUCAAGGUGAAAUUGAAACACGAAGAGCCUGUGAACUCUCACACUCCCUCAAAACGAUUACUGUAUUUCAAAAGAUUCUGCUUCAUUUCAUCUCAGCCGAUUCUUCGACACUUGCAGCGAUUCUGAUCUCUGUUUCGCACUCAAAUUCUGUAUUUUUGUUUUAUUUUGGCUGACUUCUCAGCAACUGUUAGUAUGAAUCCAAUGAUCCGGACAAUGGUUCCACCUCCGUUUCAGCAGAUGGCACCUGCACCAUGGUUUCCACCAUCACCACCAGUGACUAGCGGUUUUUGGAACACCACAAAUGUGCAAGGUUGCCUGAAGAAACUCCGAAACACUCUUGAUCUUGCAGAAGCAAUGGAGAAAGAGUUGGAGACGCUUAUUGCAAUGAAAAGUACCGAGCAACAUAUUGAAGGAACAGAUGACAGAGCUAAAGAAACUGCAACCGGAAGGCUUUCGAAGUUUUUAGAGAAUAACAGGAUGUCAUUGGAUACUCAAGAGAAAAUCUCACUGGAAGCAACUAACGGUUUGAUAGUGAAGCUAAAAAACGAUCUUGAACCAUUUAAGGUUAUAACCGAUGAUAAAACGCCAUGGGAGGAGAAAUCUGCAGCAGUGAGACUGUCGAAUAAAAUGCAAAAGCACAAAAGAAACAAACUUUGGCGGAAAAGAAAGAGACAACGCGUUGGGGAAAUGCUUGCAAAGGAACGCGAGCGAUUUAACCAAGUUGAUCAAGAAGCUGAUGAAUGGAGGGCUAGGGAAAUUGCAAAGGAAACCGCUAAGCGUAAGGUCGAGAAAAUGAAGGAAAUUGCAAAACAAAAGGCUAACGAGGAGAGAAGGAGAUUAGAAUCUGAGCUUGAGCUACUGUUGAUUGUGGAGAAGUUGCAAGAAUUACGGUCCAUCAGGAUUCAGAAAUUAACAAAACAAGGCCAUUUUCUCCCGGACGAGGACAACAAAUUUCUUGAAAAAAUUCGUGCUGCGGUUGAGGAAGAGGAGCGGCAAGCAAUGGCGGCUGCCGACACAGGUGCCGCUAAAGACGCCAUUGCAUCCGCUGAGGAAUCUCGACAUGCAACAGGUGCGAGCGCUAUAAAUCCAGAAGAUCAAACUAACGUGAAAGAUGGAGAUAAAGUAAAUGAGGAAAAAAUAACCGACACUGAAGCAAAAGGAAGCUCAACGGCUGCUACUGAUAUGGAAUCCGGGAAACAAAGAGCCAAAGUUGCAGGCUCUGCCACUGGAUAUGAUUUUUCAGCAAGUUUGCCACUUGAGUUUUAUCACUAUUAUCAUGGAAGCAAUACUGAUAUGGGAACACUAAUCGAGGUCAGACGAACAUGGGAUGCAUAUAUAAGACCUGGAGGAAGUCGAAUACCCGGUCAUUGGGUUCAACCACCUCCACCAGCUGACGAUAUCUGGGCAUCCUACCUCGUGAAGCCCCGAUAAACUUCAUACCGGUCGCAUUAAACUGUUUAAACUCUGUAGCAGCUGCUAUACUUUUGGUAUGUUUCUUAUAUGCUCAAGAAAUACCAACAUAAUAUCUUGCAAUUCAUGCUCAACUUUUUCCUUGUAUUGAUGAACAUCAAUGUGAUUCAUUAGUGUAUAUCAUGUAGGUAUAGGUUUACCUGAUAGGAUACUACUAAGAUCUAGAAAAUCUAGCAGGUUAAAAGGCCCGAUUCGAGAGGGGCUAUGUCUCCGAUACAUAACAAACACACAUAAAUAAAACUUAAACAACCACAAAGGGAAAAGCCUGAUUUACUGGCUACGUA